Messenger RNA from Trametes versicolor FP-101664 SS1, 933 nucleotides. RefSeq names its product NAD-P-binding protein. The transcript has 7 exons. The record is from RefSeq and is a predicted model, not a curated record. The coding region runs from base 1 to 933 and encodes 310 amino acids. Lineage: Eukaryota; Fungi; Basidiomycota; Agaricomycetes; Polyporales; Polyporaceae.
AUGGCCUACGUGCGUACGCACCUCCUGCCGCCGCCGAAGGCGAAAUGGAGCGUGGCGGACAUUCCCGAUAUUUCCGGCAAAGUCAUGAUCGUCACCGGUGGGAAUGCGGGGAUUGGCAGAGAGACGGUGAAGGCGCUACUCAAGCACAACGCGAGGGUAUACAUGGCCUCGAGGAACGAGACCAAGGCUCUCGCCGCGAUCGCCCAGCUACAAAGAGAAACGGGACGACAAGCGAUUUUCUUGCGGCUUGACCUGGCGGAUCUGAAAAGCGUACGGGCCGCUGCGCAAGAGUUCAUGAGCAAGGAGACGGUGCUGCAUGUGCUGUUCAACAGUGGCGGCGUUAUGUUCCCCCCCGUAGAGCAGCUGACUGCGGACGGCUACGACCUGCAAUUCGGCACGAACGUCCUCGGUCACUUCUAUCUGACACAGCUACUAAUCCCGGUGCUGCUCUCGGGCGCGUCGCACUCGCCGGAGGGGCGGGUGCGGGUGAUCAAUACGUCGUCGACGGCGCACACGUGUGUGUCGGGGAUCGACUUUGACACGCUCAAAGAGCACGCGAAGCGGAAGAAGCUCGGGACGCAGAAGCUGCACUUCCAGAGCAAGUUUGCGACGGUCGUUUUCUCGAACGAGCUAAAUCGUAGAUACGGCGACCAGGGGAUCAUCUCGACCUCGCUACACCCGGGUAACCUGAGGACGGAGGCACAGAGGCACGUCUCGUCGAUUGAGAAAGUGCUGUCGGCGCCGCUGCUACACUCGGCAUCAAUGGGUGCAUUGACACAGUUGUGGGCCGGGACGUCUCUAGACGGGCUAGGCCUUGGCGGAGAGUAUCUUGUGCCGUGGGCGCGGGUGGGAGAAGCUCGGAAAGAGGCGACGGAUGCGACGUUGGGGAAGAAGUUGUGGGCGUGGAUGGAGGAGCAGGUACGGGAUGUGUAG